This is a messenger RNA of Rotaria sp. Silwood2, 504 nucleotides long. The record is from the annotation of a GenBank genome assembly. NCBI's taxonomy places the organism in Eukaryota, Metazoa, Rotifera, Eurotatoria, Philodinida, Philodinidae.
AUGACACGAAACUCGAGUGUAUCUGAAUCUGAAGCAAAAUCUGUUACAUCACGAGCAUCGGAUUUAUCAAUAUUAAAUGAUGAUGAAUGUAAACGGAUUUUAUCAGUUCUGGAACGUGAUUUUCAACUUCGACAACAAGAAUAUAAACGAUUAGAAGAAUUAAAAAAUGUGAUUCGACAAGAAAAUGAACGUGUAGAAUAUUUAGCGACUUCAAAAGAUUUUAAUCUUGAACGGUGUAUAAGAUGUUUUAAACCAUUUCGAUUUUUAUUUAAUCCAAGAAAAACUUGUUCAGAAUGUAAAUUAUUUGUUUGUCCAGACUGUUCAACAUAUACAUCAGAAACAAAAACAUGGGCAUGUAAAUCAUGUUUAAAAUUAAAAGAACUUGAAGUUUUAACUUCAAAUUGGUUUUAUCUUCAAGCAAGCAAGAAACAUAAACGAUGUGGUAGUUCAAAAGUAGUUCGAGAACUUCAUAAACGUGAAAGAGAACUCAGUAAGUUUAAUUAA